AUGCAGGGAAGGACGUGCCAAAGACGAUGGCUUGCGCCUGGACUUUUCGACUUCAAGAAACGCGGCGAAAAACGCAACCGGACCUGUAGGGAGUGCGCGGCGAAAAGAAAGGAAAUAAACGCCAUCAGCAACCCCAUCAACAACCCCAUCAACAACCCCAUCAACAACCCCAUCAACAACCCCAUCAACAACCCCAUCAACAACCCGAUCAACAACCCCAUCUACAACGCCCAGACAUCAGAGAGAACGAGGCAGAAAGCGAUCGAGUACGAAAGGGAAACGCUCGGCGACGAGCACGACCUCAGUCCCAAGGCCUUACAAGCGCACGGCAAGGCGGCCAUUAGUCGUGCCGAAGAGUUGUUUGCGGACUACGACGUGACGUACCCGAACGGCUACGCGGUCCAGAUCUACGGCGCGAGCACUGGCUCUCAGGGUUUUAGCGUCAAGGAGGAGGGCGUCAAUCAGUUAAGGCAGCGGGGCUAUAAGUCGGCGACGAUCAUCGAUGCCACGGGGUACGCCCCCCCCGUGGCUCUCACGAGGGCGUGGGGCCCGGGCGGCGUGAGCGUGUACAACUGCGGCUCGUCCAAGGUGAUCAGCCGCACGGUGGAGACGGCGUUGCAUAAGCACUUCUGGCCGAUUUGCGACGCGUCCGACGGCAAGAUGCUCCGGCUCUGGCGCGCGUGCGGAGCGGGCGCGCCCCAGGGCAUCGGCCCGUACCACGUCUGCAUCCGCAUCAUGCCGCUGCCCAUGCCGCACGGCUGGCGCCGCGGCUUCUAAAGGGCGGGCGCACAAGGUGCUCCUUGUUCCCCGCCCCCUGCAUAAGGCAGCUCUUCUAGGACGAUGAACGAAGGACCCUAUCUCUCAGCUAAACCGACCGCGUCCCCGCGCCGCCGAUGUGCUUGAAACACGGCCGCAAAACCCUCGGUCGCGCGGGCGGUUGGUGGGCGCUUCCACGCGCUCCGUGCGACUCCUCGCCGGCGCAGUCGUGCCGCAAGAACACUUGUCGAUUCCCAGUGUCGGGUUUUGCGGCGCCAUCAUAUGAGUUGCGGCGCCAAAAUCCUGCACGUGUCGCCUCUCGAGAGGCAUAGCCAGCGCCGCACGCGGGACGCACCAGCGGCGCGGCGCGCGCGAUGGCGGCGCGCGGCCUGCUCCUCGCGGCCGCGGCCCUCGCCCCAGCCCGCGCCAAGGUCGUCACGGGCGAGGCGCGGCUGACGGGCGAGUUCACGGAGCACGACGUCGUCAAGUUCGCCUUCCGCGUCGGCCGCGGCAGCGCGGCGCUGACGGUCUGGACGGAGGAGGGCGACGACUACGCGUCGGACGAGCUCAAAGCGUACGCGUACCUCGACGACGACUGGGACAAGGUACUGAGGGCGACGACCUGCGACGAGAAGGUGAAAUUAGCAAGGUGGUCGGCGCCCGUCGACCUGCGCAAGGACAAUGCGUUGGAUGCGGAGUGGGCGCCGUGGCGGCCGCCGGCCUCCUCGAAGUUCUGGGCCCACCGGCGGGCCAUGACGUCCAGCAUACGCACGCACGUCUGGUACUUCACGCUCGCGGACUGCUCGCUGGAGCGGUACCUGCACCCCGUGCCCGCCGUGCAUUAUAGGGCCGAGAUGCGCGACGGCGACUCGCACCUGCCCGUCGACGAGAAUGGGUUAAGACCCCUGCACUUCUUCAACAUGGUGACCGCAUUCGUUCUCGUCUACGCCGUGGGCAAGCGCAUCGCCCUCGCGGCGGCCGGCCGCGCGAAGAAGGGCGACGGCGACCGCGACGUCCACGCCGCGGAGGUCCUACUGUGCGCGGCCGCGGCCUGCGACGCGCUCUCGAGCUUCUUCGAGCUGCGCCACCUCGCGGCCUACGCGUCGAACGGCGUCGGCUCCCAUUUUUCGGAUGCGCUCUCGGCCUACUUCGAGGCGCUCUGCGACGCGCUGCUCGCGGCAUUAACCUUGUGCAUCGCGGCGGGCUGGACGCUGGCCUCGAGGCUGGGCGACGACGAGAAGGCGGGCCGCGGGCCGCUGCGCGACGAGACGCCGGCCGAGAAGGCGGCCUCGGCCGUCGCGCCGCUCGCGCGGCUGCUGCGGGCGCCCGGCGUCGAGGCGUCGUCCGGGCUACUGGGCUGGAUCACGUUACACCUCGUGCUGGCGCAGUGGAGCCGCUGGGAGGGCGACGACUUCGACAGCUUCCACGACUUCGAGCACUGGCCGGGCAAGCUCGUCGUCGUGGUCCGCGUCGUCCUGUUCCUCGUCUUGAUCCCCGUGGCCCUGCGCACGCAGGCCUGCGCCGGCCACCGGCUGCGGCGCUUCUACGUCGGCUGGGCGGCCGUCGGCGGGGCCUGGGCGCUGAGCCUGCCCCUCGUCACGUUCGUCGCGGCGUCGCUGCCGCCCUACACGCGCCACCGCACGGUGCAGUGGGUCUGCUCGCUCGUCCAGACGGCGGCCCUCGUGCUGUACGCGCUGCUCUUCGCGGGCCGGGCGAACCGCGCGUUCCGGGAGGCGUCGACGGUCGGCGACGGCGGGGCCAACCUCGACUUCGGGUCGAGCCUCCCGCGGCGCGGCGGCGCGAAGCUGCGCUUCGGGGGCGUCAAGGUGCGCGUGGACUAA
This is a messenger RNA of Pelagomonas calceolata, 2597 nucleotides long. The record is from the annotation of a GenBank genome assembly. NCBI's taxonomy places the organism in Eukaryota, Pelagophyceae, Pelagomonadales, Pelagomonadaceae.